Messenger RNA from Cornus florida, 1292 nucleotides. Its product is annotated as protein yippee-like. Gene Ontology annotation, cellular component: ubiquitin ligase complex. The transcript has 6 exons. NCBI's taxonomy places the organism in Eukaryota, Viridiplantae, Streptophyta, Magnoliopsida, Cornales, Cornaceae. The record is from RefSeq and is a predicted model, not a curated record. The coding region runs from base 390 to 779 and encodes 129 amino acids.
GGGACACGUAAGGAACGUGUGUUUGCUUUAAAUUUCAGAAUAAAAAACAGUAUAAAAUAAAAUAAUUAUAAAAAAUUAAAAGUUGGUAUUUAAUAAAAAUCCUUUGUAUGUAAAAAAAUACAAUAAAUAAGAGUUCUAGAUUAAGAUGGGCCAUUGUCUCUUUUAAACCUUUUUGGAUAAAUAAAAUCAUAUAAAAUGGAGUAAAAUAAUAUAAAAAAUUAAAAAACAAAAAGAAUUCUGCCUACGCAUAUAUAGGUAUACAUGUAUAACAACAACUCUGGUAUGAUAUGAUUCUUGCUUUCUGUGCUCUGUCUGUCUAACUGCUGGUAAGGGAAAUUUGGAUUGUAUUGGUUUAGUCCAUUGAAUCUUUGUAGCCAAGAUAGAUAGAAAUGGGUAGGCUUUUCGUGAUCACUCUUGAAGGGGAUGUAUAUAGCUGCAAACACUGCAAGACCCAUCUCGCUCUCACAGACGACGUCAUUUCUAAGUCCUUCCACUGCAGGCAUGGGAAGGCUUAUCUCUUCGAUAAAGUUGUGAAUGUCACUGCUGGUGAGAAAGAAGAGCGGAUGAUGAUGACUGGAUUGCAUACCGUUGUUGACAUAUUCUGCGUGGCAUGCGGUUCCAUUGUGGGGUGGAAAUAUGAAGCUGCACAUGAGAAGAGUCAAAAGUACAAGGAAGGAAAAUUUAUCCUUGAGAGGUUCAAAGUGUUGGGUCCUGAUGGAAGUAAUUACAUAGUAAGUCAGGAAGCUCAGAUGGGUGGAAGUGAUGGUGAUGAUGCUUGAUUUUCGGGGGAGGAUCAUUCGGUUUACAAAUUGGUCAACUGUUUUUAACUGUACAUUCUGUUCAUCUCCCUGAUCUGGUUCAACCCUGCUUGUUUUGAUCUUAUUUUGGUAUAGUUGCAACUGAAGACCAGUUUUGCAGAACUUUUUAGAAUGAUCCGUCAUCUUCCAAAUUGAUGGAUUUUGGUGAUGAAAUUUAGUUGAAUAGCAUGCACAUAUGAUGUGGGGGAGAGUUUUAUCAUCUAUACAAAUAUUUGCAAUGCUGAAUGUGAUUCAGGUCCAUACUGCUGCAUUUAACUUGAUUAGAAUAGCUUUCUUCUCCAAUGCCGUUAGUCUAAUGGUAAAACCUCUCCUCCCUCGAAGAGGAGGUGGGGAGGGUUUGAGUCCCGAAGUGGACAAUUUAUAAAAUGUGUGUGAUUACUAAGUUGCUAACUCCUGUUGCUAAUUUUAGGAACUGCUUUACUAACUCUCUGUUAAAAUGUUGUCACUGUUGAGAGCAUAGUGAUUUUUUAAUUA